AUGAAAGCUUCAACCCAAGUUGCGAAUAUUAUUUGGAAAGGUAUUUGGAAUAUAGCUUAUGUAUCAUGUUGUAUUAGAGAGUGGGCGAAAGAUUUUAUUGUUCAAGGUUUUUUGUCUAGUUAUCAGCAAAGAAAAUAUGCAAAAAGAUUAUCAUUAUUUAGUGAUGAGGAUAUUAGUUUAGUAGCUCGUACUUGGUUACGUUCUGUUUCUCUAAAAGAUUGUUCAUCUUUAACAUUAAAAAAGGAAUUAGAGACAACAAUUUUUUCUAAGUUUCUUGGUAUUCCAGUUAUCAUUUCUAAAACAACUGUGCGAAAGUUUAUACACUUGUUGGGUUUUCGUAGAAGAGCCGUAGAACAGCAAGUCUACUUUGACGGGCAUAAAAGAGAGGAUAUACAGGAAUAUCGUAAAAGUUGGGCAUCUAAAAUAAUAAACUAUCGCAAAAAAAUAGAGGAGUAUAGUGGAGAUGAGAUAGAAAUUGUUGUUUUACCAGAACGGCUUGAAAUUUGUGAUACUCAUCAUAUUAUAGUUACUUAUGAUGAAGUUUAUUUUUAUGCAAAUAAUGAUAUGAUAUAUGUUUGGCUUGAAGAUAGCAGUAAUAGGGAUAAUUACUGGAAAAGUGAAAAUAUAGUUCGGCAACUCCGUAAAAAAGCUAUCCCAAUUUUCAAUCUUCUUUACCCCAGAUGCAUAGACAUG
This is a messenger RNA of Racocetra persica, 693 nucleotides long. Lineage: Eukaryota; Fungi; Glomeromycota; Glomeromycetes; Diversisporales; Gigasporaceae. The record is from the annotation of a GenBank genome assembly.